Didymosphaeria variabile is the source of this 1305-nucleotide messenger RNA. RefSeq lists its product as uncharacterized. The record is from RefSeq and is a predicted model, not a curated record. Bases 1 to 1305 code for a protein of 434 amino acids. The transcript has 2 exons. Lineage: Eukaryota; Fungi; Ascomycota; Dothideomycetes; Pleosporales; Didymosphaeriaceae.
AUGCAGGUCCACGCGGUACCUGACUCCGAGCGUGCGUUUGAUUCGACCGGUCGCCGUCUGCCAUGGGGAUUUGAUUUUCCAGACUCAGAGAACUCAAAGCGCCGCAUACCUGAAGAACGAGGACCCUUUGGCAAAGCGCGCAAGCGUGGAGUGAGCCGUAGCAAAACCCCCAACAUAUCGAACGCCCAAGAUCUCGCCAAGCAGGAGAACCUGAAGCACAUCGACGACAUCUUCGCACAGUACAAGGCAGAUGACAAGCAGAAGUCGCUUCGGAAGAGCUCUGCCUCACAGCUCCCCGUGUCCGCAUCUGCGCCGAAUCUUUUCGAAGCGGGAGGACUGUCCUCAUCGUUCCAGGCUGGCGCUUCUACAAAUGGAGUCAAGAUACCGAAAGAGGCCAUACUGUAUGGGUUUGGCGAGGGUCAACAAUGGGCCGCAAUCAGCAAGUUUGAGGAUAUCUCAAAUGGCAAAAUAUACGAGGAAUACGAGCGACAGCCGCAGGACCCAAAGUUCGGCCUAUCUUUCGUACCUCCACGCGAACUGCAAAAAAGCAAGCUCUCAGCCUCUCAGAUUGGAAAAAUCAACGAGUAUGUAGGAGGAGACCACUGGGUGAAGGUCACUUUCGACUCGGCGGAGGCUGCGGAUCGCGCCAUUCACUGGUCCCCGCACACCAUCUGGGGUUACGAGGUCUAUGCGGAGGAGUACAGAGGAGUUGGACCGAAAGACGGCGAUAGGCCGAUUCCCGCAGGCUCCCUGUCGCUGACAGCCUCGCCAGCAACGAUAUCAUCCGGGACCGUGCAUGGCGGUGCCUCUCAAUUCUCAGCGACUGCCUCCUCCGCAACAGCGACCAGCUGCGCACCUGCACGACGGACAUCAAGGCCUCGUCUUGGCGAGUGGGACCCAUCUUUCGACUUCGACGUCAUACCUGCACAAACAUCUCAAGCACUAGCUCCGACAUCACAAGACCAGUCGCUCGCCCAUAUAACAUCGGCUCAACACCGCCACUCCGGGACCUCAACGCUCCGCCUCAAGUCCAAUUCCAACCUCAAGGUAAAGCUUGGCGAGUUCAAGGAAGGCAAAGUCUUCUUGCCUACGCGUCCCAAGUGGCAGGAAACUCUUGGCCAGUUCCCCGUCAUAGGGUGGUUCGUUGGCUCCGGCAACGGUCUCAUCGGCGACCAAGUCCCCCGCAACGCGGAUGGAAAGUUCGACCACACGAAUGCGAGUCUAUACUGGCAGCUGUGGUACGCGAUCGAUUCCUGCACGGGAACAGACUUCUGCGGCGUGAAGGAAAUUGAGUAUGACGAGUAA